AUGAAGGAAGUAGGUAUGCAUGUUCACAGACCACGACUUUUACAAGCAUUAACAGAAGACGAUCCGGACCGCAGACUUCAGUUUGCUGAGUGGUACGUAAUUCGAUGUGAAGCGUUCAAAGACUUCUUUAAAACCAUUUUGUGGUCAGAUGAAGCACAAUUUAAAUUAAAUGGCCGAAUCAACAGACACAAUUGCGUAAACUGGUCUACAGACAAUCCGCAUAUCACCAUCCAAGAAAAAUUAAAUGUUCCAGGUGUAACGGUAUGGAUUGGUGUUUGCUCCUUCGGAAUCAUUGGCCCUUACUUUUUCGAUACAACAGUAACAGGUGCUGCAUACCUUGAUUUGUUGAUGGAACUGCGCGAAGAACUGAAUAAUAACCCGGAUUUUUCUAGUCGUGUGUUAACUCUUCAACAAGAUGGCGCGCCGGCCCAUUACGCUGUAAUUGUUCGCGAAUUCCUAAAUCAAAAUUUUCCGGAUUGGAUUGGUAGACGAGGUCAAGUGGAAUGGCCACCAAGAUCUCCUGACCUGACUCCUUUAGAUUUUGCAGUGUGA
This is a messenger RNA of Diorhabda carinulata, 552 nucleotides long. RefSeq lists its product as uncharacterized. Gene Ontology annotation, molecular function: nucleic acid binding. The coding region runs from base 1 to 552 and encodes 183 amino acids. The transcript has a single exon. NCBI's taxonomy places the organism in Eukaryota, Metazoa, Arthropoda, Insecta, Coleoptera, Chrysomelidae. The record is from RefSeq and is a predicted model, not a curated record.